AUGAUGGCCACGUCCAUUCGUUUUGCGUCUUCCCUAGUCUUCAUUCUAUUUGCGUGUUUGACCACUUCUGAAGCUGGAACCCUUGUUUACGGCAACUCCCCCAGUCGUCGAAGCUUGCAGAGAAGUGACCUUUCAAUCGCUGGAAACCUUCCUGGCCAGUGGACUUCGAAAGGAUGCUACGCCGACAGCGUUGGCAACAGAGCCUUGGCUGCGAAAUCAUACACCGAUGAUGGCAUGACCGAGGAAUCCUGCGUCAACUUCUGCAACACCGUCGGCUACGCUUUUGCUGGCGUUGAAUACUCCCGAGAAUGCUACUGCUCAAACUUCAUUGGAGCGUCUGGCCAAACCGCUAACGCUGGUGAUUGCAACAUGCCAUGCGGUGGGAACUCCACGGAAGCCUGCGGCGGUCCCAACCGCUUGAACGUCUUCCACAACGAUGCCAUUACAGCGAAGCCCACUGGGCCUGCCACGAAUGCCGGUCCUCCUGGUUGGGGCUUCGUAGGCUGCUACACCGACUCGAAUAUGACCGUCGCCAAUUGUGUGGCGGUCUGCGCUGCCAACGGCUACACUAUCUCAGGUGUUGAGUACUCCGGCGAGUGUUACUGCGGCAACACUUUCUCCAAUGGCGGCGCACCUGCUCCUGAUGGCCUAGCUGGCUGCAACAUGAUAUGCAAUGGCAAUAGUUCAGAGUACUGUGGUGGUCCUAAUCGACUUGAUGUAUACGUCCUGGGUGCCAGGUCCAUUAUUGCACCAGACUGGGCGCCACUCGGUUGCUACACUGACAGUGUGACUGCUCGUACCCUCUCCGUCGGUAUGCCAGUCCCUGGAGGUCCUGCAAACAUGACUCAGGAGAACUGUCAACAGGCCUGCUUUGCGAGCAAUUACAACAUUUCUGGGGUCGAAUACUCACAGGAGUGUUACUGCGACAAUCAGUACCGGAACGGCGGCGGCCCGGCAGCGGACGGCACCGCAGGUUGUAAUAUGAAUUGCAAUGGAAACACUGACGAAGUUUGUGGUGGACCCAACCGCCUCAACGUAUUCACUUAUGUUGGACGCUCGCCAAGCGCGACAACUACAAGCGCAUUAGCUGCGGCUUCAACGCAAUCUGGUGUAUCCACGGUGCAGACAACAUCAUCCAGCACAGCUCCAGCGACGACACCUACCAGUGCGGCACAGCUACCGGGCAACUGGACCUACCGAGGUUGCUACAUUGACAAUGCCAACGGACGUAUCCUGAUGAAUGAAUUACCGGACAAUGACGCCCUCACAAUAGAAAACUGCGUUCAAACCUGCGCCUCACAAGGCAUGACGGUCGUCGGCUUGGAGUACUCAAAGCAAUGCUUCUGCGGUAGCAGCAUUAUCAACGCCGGCACGCUGGCAAAUGCAGACUCGGACUGUGCAAUGACCUGUUCGGGCAACUCGUCGGAGGUCUGCGGAGGGUCCAACCGCAUGAGCAUUUUCGCAACAGGCAAUAUGACAAUUCUCCCCGUCCCCACCAUCCAAAGGACAAACUUGCCGGCCAACUGGGCUUAUCAGGGCUGCCUGAACGACAACGGCAACUCCAGAGUCCUCCCGCACCAGAUCGACAUGAGGACCAACAUGACGGCGACGAACUGCCUCGCACUCUGUGGCCAAUUCGGAUACAGUGCUGCAGGUCUCGAAUACGGCCAACAGUGCUUCUGUGGCGAUGACACUGAUCGAAUUGCCUCUGGUGCCACCUAUCAACCUGACGCACAGUGGAGCUUCCCUUGCUCCGGUGACCCAACGACUCUGUGUGGCGCUGGCCUCCUCUUGAGCUACUACACCCAACCGCCCGUGGAUGUUUGGCAGUUCCCCACGGGCAACGGGGCAGGUGUAUAUGAAUUCCUCAUUGGAGGGACGGUUAUCCCGUUGAUCACCUCGGCUAAUCGCAACGGCAAGGUGACAUUUGUUGAGAAGCAUGGCACUGGUCCUCCUAACUCUACUGGUGCCUACGAGCUUGAUUUAUCUGCAAUCGACAGCUGGGACGUGGCCUGGAGAGAAGUGGAAGGACUCCGAACAGACGUCUUUUGUUCUGCUGGUCUAACUUUGCCGGAUAAAGGUGCACGGAUAAUCAAUAUUGGAGGCUGGUCUGACGAUUCAACAUAUGGUGUACGUUUCCUGACCCCAGACGGAUCACCAGGAGUUCCUGGCCAAAGUGUAUGGCAGGAAAACGUGGACGAGAUCUCGUUACAAGUAGGUCGUUGGUAUCCAUCCGCUAUGAUGAUGGCCAACGGCUCCAUCCUGGUUGUUGGCGGUGAAAACGGAAGCAAUGGACCGCCGGUGCCCAAUCUGGAGAUCAUUCCCAAACCCCCAGGAGGAUCCCUUGUGUACUGCGACUGGCUCCAAAGGACAGAUCCCUACAAUUUAUAUCCAUUCAUGGCCGUGCUCCCAUCCGGCGGUAUCCUUGCGAGCUACUACAACGAGGCUCGGAUCCUCGACGAGGCUACACUCCAAACCGUCCGUACCCUUCCGAACAUACCGGGCUCGGUCACGAGCUUCCUCGCUGGACGAACGUACCCGCUUGAAGGCACAUCAAUGAUCCUGCCACAGUCAUAUCCGUGGACAGACCCUCUGACCGUCCUCAUCUGCGGCGGCUCAACCCCGUAUGCAGGUGAUGCCCUCGACAAUUGCGUCUCCAUCCAGCCUGAAGUGCCCGGCGCGAACUGGGCAAUCGAGCGAAUGCCCUCCAAGCGCGUCAUGUCCAGCAUGGUCGCGCUCCCCGAUGGCACCUUCCUCAUCAUGAACGGCGCCCAGCAAGGCGUCGCGGGCUUCGGUCUCGGCGACAACCCCAACCUCAACGCUUUGCUGUACGACCCUUCCAAGCCGGUCCACAACCGCAUCAGCAGUCUAGCCAACACGACGGUCGCGCGCAUGUACCACAACGAGGCCAUCCUACUCAUGGACGGCCGUGUCCUGGUCUCAGGCUCCGACCCGGAAAACCUCGACGGCAAAUACCCGCAGGAAUACCGCGUCGAAGUCUUCAUCCCGCCGUACCUCAUGGGCCUGGACGAGCCAUUGGCUCUCAACGUGUCAGACCAGGUCUUGUACCACGCCAACGCCGGUACGGCCUUCGCUUCCAACGCCACAGCAUCCGACAGCGCGCCAUAUACCUACGCCAACGGCACCAAUUCCUCCUCCGUCAGUAACGGCACGGCCUGCGGCGCCCGCCCCAUCUUCAACCUCGCCCUCAACAACACCGACUGGUCCUACGGCGCCACCUACACCUUCACCAUGCACUGUGGCGGCACGCCCGCCAAAGUCUCGCUCAUGGGCGCCGUCUCCAGCACCCACGGCAACAGCAUGGGCGCCCGCACUCUGUUCCCGGCCUUCAGCUGCGGGACUGACAAUGGGAAUGGCACCAGCACCGGCACCAGCACCGGCAUCAGUAGCUCCACUAGCAACAGCAACAGCAACAGUACUAGUACCAGUACCGGCACAUCGUGCACGGUCACGGCGCCGCCCAAUGCCCACGUCGCGGGUGGGCCGGCGUGGUUCAUGAUGUUCGUGAUAGGCGGUAAUGGCGUGCCGAGUGUGGCGGAAUGGGUGCGGAUCGGCGGGGAUCCGGGCGGGUUGGGGAGUUGGCCUGCCUUUGAGGAUUUUACGACGCCGGGGUCGUGA
This is a messenger RNA of Cyphellophora europaea CBS 101466, 3639 nucleotides long. RefSeq lists its product as uncharacterized. Bases 1 to 3639 code for a protein of 1212 amino acids. NCBI's taxonomy places the organism in Eukaryota, Fungi, Ascomycota, Eurotiomycetes, Chaetothyriales, Cyphellophoraceae. The transcript has 3 exons. The record is from RefSeq and is a predicted model, not a curated record.